AUGGCUGAAGACGAAAAGAUUAAGUCUUAGAAUAAUUUGAAAGAGUCAUUACUUUCAAAGACAGAUACAGGAGAAGCUAAAGCAAAAUAGUAUGUACCAAAAACAAUCUUUGGUGCUGAUGGUAACUUGAUAGCGUUGUCAGUUAUGAACUUCUUUUUGAAUGCUGCUGUCUCAGUAAUUACUCCUUUUUAUCCAGGUAUUGCAGCAGAUAAAGGAGUUAAUUAAACACUUAUUGGUUUAAUUUUCGCACUCAAUCCUAUCGGAAGUUUUUCCGUUUCUUUGUCUAUUGGUUAAAUGAUGGGUUUUUUGGGUAAAAAAAAUUUGAUGUUUUAUGGCUUGUUAAUCUAAGUUCUCACAAUUGUGACAUUUGGUGUUGUAUAUUAUAUUGAUAAUUAGGGAGCUUUUAUAGCUGUUUCUAUGAUUGCUCGUUUUUUCCAAGGAGCUUCUCGUUCCUGCUAUGGUGCUGCUACUUUUGGUUACGUCCCAUAAUUAUGGCCUGACUCAAUCCAAAAGAAAAUUGGUAUCAUGGAAACAAUGACAGCUAUUGGUUUAUUGCUUGGUCCUAUGAUUGGUUAAGCUUUGAAUAAUCUCGCUGGUGGUAACGCUGCUUUGGCUUACUAAUUACCAUUCUAUGUUUUGAGUGGAAUUUUCACACUCUGCAUAUUCACUGUAAAAUGGUUACCUCCUGAUGUUAAAAAUAAAGUUGAAAUCGAUAAAGUAAAGGCAAUAGAUUGCAUGAAAACAGGUCCUAUUUUUUGGACUUUUUCUCUUAUGACUGGAAGUGCAAUUGCUAACACUUAUAUCAAUCCAUAAUACACUAGACAUAUGGUCUCUCUUGGAUUAGAUGAAGGUAAAGCUGGAUAUGUUAUUUCAGUUGGUGCCUUCUUUUACAUGGUCUUCUUACACUUGAUGCCACACAUUUCCAAAAGACUUGAUAAAAAGUUCAUUAUCACUCUCGGUACUUUCAUAUCGUUACUUGGUAUCUUGGUUUAAUCUCCCGAAACCUACUUAGGACUUCCUCUUGGGGGUGAUCACUGGUAUUUAGUUACAGUUGGUUAGUCAAUUAAUGGUAUAGCCUCUGCAAUGGUUAUCCUUCCUAUGAUCCCAGAAUUGAUAGAACUUAUUGUUGUUAACGAAAUGAAGAUUCGUAAAGUUGCCUAACCUGAUCUCAAAAUGAUAAGAGCUUGCAGUGAUAUGGGUUCCAGUAUUUUUGUUGGUGGUUAUGCUCUUGGAACUUUCAUUGGUCCUUUUGGAGGUUCUCUCCUUUAUGAUGUCUUUGGUGGUGGUGGCAAUUCAGAUCAUGAUGAUGCUGUAGCCUUUAGGGAUGAAUCAAGAAUUUUUGUUGGACUAGUUUUUCUUAUCAUGGUUUUAUAUAUCAUUUUUGGUAAAGGUUAUCUUGGCUUGGUUUCAACUGCUAAGAAGCUUAAACUCUGCCAGAAAAAGAAGUCUCAAAACAACGAAUAAGCUAUUAUCAAAAGAUAGACUCUAUUAGAUCAAAGACAAACAAAGCAUGUAUCAAACAAGAUAAAUACUUCUGAUAGUAAUGGAAUAAAUAACACUACAUUUAACGCCAAUUCUAUGAACUAACAACAGUAAAAUAGAGAUAGCGAAAAAGGAGAAAGCCAAGUAGGAGAGAGCUAAGAAGAUAAAUUCAAGCUUAGCGAGCACUCUGAUGAUGAGCUAUUGUCAGAUAACUCUCUUUGCGAUGUCCUCUCAGCUGGAAGCGGUGGUGCUGGUGAAGAUGGAGAUAGUCACAACAUCCCUGCUCCUAUAAUUGAUUCUACUGGAAAGGAAAACGAAAAUAAUACAUAUUACUUUGAAUGA
Molecule: messenger RNA, 1824 nt
Organism: Tetrahymena thermophila SB210
Lineage: Eukaryota; Ciliophora; Oligohymenophorea; Hymenostomatida; Tetrahymenidae
Product: MFS transporter
Exons: 2
Biological process (GO): transmembrane transport
Molecular function (GO): transmembrane transporter activity
Source: RefSeq, a predicted model, not a curated record